AUGGCAAAACGCGUCGCUCGCUGCCUUUUCGGCGUUCCAAACCAGGAAGAGGUUACGAAGCAGAUGAAGCGAGAUCUCCAAGAGAUCUACGAUCGCGACGCGCGCAAAUACAAUUUCGAUUUUUUGCUCGGUGUUCCCAUUGACACCGGAGCUGGGGAUUUUGAAUUCGAACCGGUUUGCGCCGAAAAAAUGCCGCAAUUUUAUCGCGAAAAACGGAUUUUGAAGAAGAAGCCUGCGGAGGAAAUUGCAUCGACUUCAAAUUUGAAUUUCGGUGGCUAUGAGAAGCCGGUUACACGCAGUGCAAGCCAGGCGGCUUUGAAACAAACUAAAUUGACUAGUAAGUGUGAUUUUUGGUGGAAAAAUGGGUUUUCUGGGUUGAAAAACAUGAAAAUCACAAAAUUCGAGUCCGGGGACUAGUUUUUCACCUCAAAAACUUCGGCCAGCCUCAUUUUUCGUCAAAUUUUGAGCUCUUUUUCGACCUUUUGGUGUCUGUUGUAAAAAGAGCUAGUUAUAUAACCUAACUCUAUGAUACUCUCAUCCAAAAAGCAAAUAUAAACAAAAACAACACGUGUGUAAUGAAAUUCGAUACUUUUUAUGGCUAUCUAGACAAAAAAUUUGAAUUUUUCUCAUAAAAAACGAUAAAUCCUGCUAAUUAUACGUAUAUUUUUGUUUUUUGGCUGAUUGCGCAAUAGUCAAGAUUGAUUUCGGCACUUUUUUCGCCAAAUUGCGCAAUUUUUGAUUAAUUUUUUGAUAAGACACUAAAAAGAAGACAAAAAAUAGGUAGUAAAUAAUGUUUAUUUAGAAGGUCGCGAAAAAUGGGGACUAGAAAACCAAAUUUCACAACAAAACUAUGAUUGUGAACGUUUUUAGGCUCAAAAACCUGAAAAGUCACCCCUGGCCGAGUUUUUGAGGUUGAAAACUAGUCCCCGAAUGAAUUCGUGGCCUAGAAAACCGAAUUUCACAAGAAAACUAGUCCCCGGGUUGAAUUUUCAAGAUUUUCCGCUUCAAAUCUCGAAAAAUCAACCCUGGCCGAGUUUUUGAGGUGGAAAACUAGUCCCCCCUCAAUGAAUUCGUGGCCUAGAAAACCAAAUUCCACAAGAAAACUAUGAUUUCGAAGGUUUUCCGCUCUAAAACUUUGAAAAAUCACCAUUGGCCGAGCUUUUUUGUGGAAAACUAGUCCCCCCAACGAAUUCGUGGCCUAGAAAACCAAAAAAUUGUUCUUCCAGCCUUCAUGCCGAUUCGAAAACGCAAAAGUGAGACGAAUCUGAUGCGAGCCGAAGUCGAAAAUCUGAAAUUGAGCCAAAAACGUGGAUUUCGGUGAGUUUUUUGGCUGAAAAUGUGAUUUUUAGGUCAAAAAUCUCGAAUUUUCAGCCCCGAAACUACAGUAUCCUCACCGCCCGCCAAAAAAUCGGCGCCGCCGCGCCGAAAAUCGAUUCGAAUUGGAGCCGGCGAUUUUUUGGAAUGA
This is a messenger RNA of Caenorhabditis angaria, 1465 nucleotides long. The record is from the annotation of a GenBank genome assembly. Lineage: Eukaryota; Metazoa; Nematoda; Chromadorea; Rhabditida; Rhabditidae.